Messenger RNA from Lethenteron reissneri (Far Eastern brook lamprey), 3615 nucleotides. RefSeq lists its product as uncharacterized. Gene Ontology annotation, cellular component: plasma membrane. Gene Ontology annotation, biological process: cell adhesion. The record is from RefSeq and is a predicted model, not a curated record. NCBI's taxonomy places the organism in Eukaryota, Metazoa, Chordata, Hyperoartia, Petromyzontiformes, Petromyzontidae. Gene Ontology annotation, molecular function: transmembrane signaling receptor activity; hyaluronic acid binding.
UCGUCGAUGACGCCAAAGCGUCGCCCCUUGGAACAGCUCAGCGAACCGGUUAGAGCAGUGGUCGCAUCGCCAGUGGGAGCGGUUGGCCGCGCGUACUUGCGCGUGUGACGCAAGCGUGGGGAAGGGCCGCGCGCGUGGGUACACAUGGACUCCAAAUACCUCCACCAGCACCACCCCUGUGGCGUCUAGUUGUUAGUUGAGGUUUCUCGCACAGUCGCAGGGAAGCUCUGGUGAGCAGAUAAACGCCUCUCGUCUUUUCGCCCGAGCUGCCUCAUACUCCUCCUGUGACUCUCCUGCGAUUUCCCCGAGACAGCCCCCCCCCCCCCUUGUUUGUCAUCUCGAAAGCCCUGCUGUGGCCCGCACUCAAACGGGGGGUCAUCAUCGGUGCCUGCCAUCACCGUCAAUCAUCAUGCGACUGCUGCUGCUGUGUCUUUCGUGCGCCGUCUCCACGUCUCUCUUCAGCGGAUGCAGUGGCCAAGCAGUCAACGGCAGCAUCACACUCUCCGAUCCCAGUCUGGUGAAACUGGGCCUGUUCCAGACCGACCAGAACAACUUGAUGUUCAGCGAGGCGAACGAAUGGUGUCGGCGUUACGGGGAACAGAAGAACGUCAGCGUGAGCCUGGCCACUAUGGAGCAGCUCAACGCCUCCAUCAGCGCCGGCUUCGAGACCUGCAAGUACGGCUGGGUCGCCAGCACGCAGUUGGUUAUGCCGCGGAUUACGUCCAACGACAAGUGUGGCAUUGGGAGCGUGGGAGCCGUCACCAAGGGCCCCUGCUUCUCCAACAGCGUAUUCUGCAAACCCAACCUUGUCGUGCAAAAGGGCGUUUUCCUGCACAUCACCAAGAAAGCCAUCUAUUACAGGAACGUGAGUCAAGAGUGCCACUCCGUGUUGGUGGGCAGCGUGCCAGCAACGUUUUCUCAGGUUCAGGACGCCCUCCUCGUCGAACAUCAGUGCUGGGAAGGCUGGAUCGUGAACGGACAAAGGAGUGGAUUUAAGUGGAAUGCGUCACACGCGUACUGCUACCCGAAUAUCAUCCCAGCAAUCUCAAAUGAUCUUCCCAACGUCAUUUGCUACAACGAAGCACUGAAGUACGGCAUUUACCAGGACCUGCUGGAUUCGCCAGUGCCCAACAACGAGGCACGCAACAGUUGCGCCAUUUGGGGCGCCAGCUUGGCCAACGAGGACCACGUGGAGGGAGCUCGGAAGCUUGGGUUCACGACCACCAUAGACGGAUGGAUUGCCGGGGCAAAAGCGAUCACAGUGGAUUUUGUGAACGGAACAAACGAGACCGCGAUUGUCCAAGCGCCGUGCAUCAACAACAUCAGCCUCGAGGCCUGCGGCCUUCUGCCACAGUUGGAACAUUUCUGACACGGAGGGACCUCCAGACAAAACGUGGAUAAAGAUCGUUAUGGGGAGCAUUCUGGCGACCAUCUUCGUGAUCAUGCUGGCAAGCACGUUCUGCAACAAGGGAUUCUGCAAAAAGCCGGAGCCCACCAACGUGUACGACCCCGACAAUUCGUACCCGCAGCUGCGCGACACCAAGCUGCCCGUCGACAACAAGGUGAAGCUGCUGCAGCACGACCUGCGCCCGUACUGCAUCGGUGACCUGCCACCCCCUCCCGCCGGCUCCUCCUCCGCCAUCCGGUCCCAACUCAAUAGGCAGCAGCCGCAGCCGCCGGGCGGCAUGUACGACAACAUCGCCUACGAGGACUGAAGCUGCAACGGCACCCCCCCCCCCCUCUACGAGCAGACUAACGCUCGCGUGCACACCGUUGCUGCUGCCAAUGGGGGGGAUCAUCCUUGGCCUGGUGGCAGCAGGACGUUGGAAUAGUUGAGAUAUCAUCUAAACCAAGUUACCUAUAAAUGGUAAAUGCGUACCAUUAUCCUUGCAUCUAAACCAUUUUUUAUUUUACCAGGUAAGGCCUACUGAGCUAUGUAGCUCUUUUUCAGAAGAGACCUGGGCCACAAAUGAUAGCUCAACGAAGUGGCUUAUCACGUGGAAAUUUUUUGCAGUCAAAUACUCUCAAUCACAGAGAAAUAUCCACACGACCACGGGGGAGAUCCUGCAAACUCUAAAUAUACAAGCGUCAGGGAUUGGGAUCGAACCCACGACCCUCCUCCACACGAGGCGAGGUAGUUAACAUCUCGCCACCGUGGCGCCCCAACUAUGUUUCGAUGUUAGAAGGUGGAGGCUGUGGGGAGGUGUAUUGAACUUAUUUGUACAGGUGCACACAAACUUUCUAUUUAGUUUAACAGCGAGAACAGGUGCAACAUUUAUUAUAUUAACGUCGAAAUAUUAAAAAGUUGAAUUGAUUACUGUACAUAGCUUAAUUCUUUUCAUGUUUUUGAGAAUCAUGUGCGAGCGUUUACAUGAAGGAAGCAGUUUUAUAUUCUUUCUCCAGGGUGAUUAGUUUCCACAACGUUUUCAUUCUUUAAAUGUGGAGGCAUACACUUACCAGACGUGUUUUUCCAUAGAGUCAUUAAAAUUUGACAAUGGGAUCGCAUUGGUGAUUCAUGAAUGUCCAUUUUUUUCUACAAUGGGAAAUAUAUUGUGCCAUCGUUUAGGUGUCAAUAAAAGCCUGAUUCCAAAUGAAAACCUGACCCAUGUAUCUUCUAACCCAGUGGUUCUUAACCUGGGGUGCACGUGCACCCCCUAGGGGUGCGAAGUUAAAUCAUCGAAACACAAAUUAAGAUCAGGCACUUAAGUACAACUACUUAGUUUAAUUAAACCGAUGUAGUUACUAACAUAUUUUUUAGCGAUUGAGAACCAAAGGGGUGCAAGGCUGCAGUAAAAGUUCAAAACCGCUGUUCUAACCUUUAAAACGCUUGGCUAGUAGGUACAUAAUGAGUUACAGUACAAUGUUAAUGAUUGGGACUGAUAAAUUAUAAUACAAUUAUAAUAAAUUAAGGUAUUAUUUUAAUAGCUUUGCAUCCGAUUCGUCGUUCCUCGUGAUGUCAUGGUACGUAUUUAAGGUUAAUCACUUCCUGGAUUCUCAUCUUGAGGCUUGCGCAUCUCACUGAUGAUGGUUGGUAUACGAAACGUCGCGUCUAUUGCUAAAGUCGGUUGUGGGGAUCGCCACCUCAUCUUGCCGGUGAGCUGAAUAAUUACUGAUGCAUUAUCGCUUCAGCUCAAUAAUAAUAAUUGUCUCAUUAUAAUGUGUACAUUGUUAAAUGAUUGUGCACGUGACAUUUUAAUUCGGUUGGCCGUGUCGGGUUGGUGAAGGGUUGCACGACGCACAUCUUGGUCAGACGAUUGCGUUGACGACCUAAUCCAAAACUCACUUAUGAAGAGUAACAUUGGCAAGUGAAAGCCGACGCGGUUUAAAUAGAAAGCCCGAGUUUGUGAACCAUGCCAAUGAAAAUGUUGGUUCAUAAAAAUGCAUUUCAUACACAUUUACACGACUCUAAACUUUUAAUAGCGUAUUUAGAAUAGUUGUAAUCACGUUAUUAGGUAAAUACACAUGUACAUAUAUGGCAAUAUGGGCUCAAGGAUGCAUUUCUUUUUGAAAUUUUCACUACUUGCAGAACGUCAAACAUUUGUCGAAAAAUCUGAAUUAUUGUUUCGACUAUUAUGCAACAUUGUUGGUUUGGAUAAACGUUGGUCUUUGCCUCUG